AUGUCUACAAAGUAUGAAGCCGCCCACCAGGCUCCCAAUGGUCCCGGUGAUGCUCGACCCACAGCCCAGCAGAUCCUUGAGGACGAGCAGCUUCAGGGAAAGUGGUCUGACAAGACCAUCUUGAUUACGGGUACCUCCUCUGGAAUUGGAAUUGAAACCGCCAGGGUUCUCUUGGAAACUGGUGCUACAGUCUACCUCACUGCACGAAACCUCACCAAGGCAAAGUCUGCCCUCGGAAGCAUCUUGGAUAAUCCUCGUGCUAAGCUUCUGGAACUCGAUCUCAACUCGCUAGCAAGCGUCCGCAAAUGUGCCGUUGAAUUCUUGAAAGAAUCCGAUAAGCUCAACAUCGUGAUCGCCAAUGCAGGCAUCAUGGCGAGCCCAGAAGGUCGGACUGAGGAUGGCUUUGAGUUGCAAUUUGGCACGAAUCAUCUUGCACACUUUUUGUUGAUCCAACUCCUGCUUCCAGCGCUGGUCAAGUCGAGUACACCUGACUUCCAGUCGCGCGUCGUGGUUCUCUCCUCUUCAGCUCAUCGUAUGGGGGGUGUCCACCUUGACGACUUCAACUUGGAGGGAAAGUACAAUCCAUGGGUUGCUUAUGCCCAGAGCAAAACCGCCAAUCUGUAUACCGCUUCCGAGCUUGAACGUCGAUACGGGGGACAGGGGGUCCAUGCAUUUUCAGUCCAUCCGGGCGUGAUCAUGACAGGCCUGUCACAGUUUUUACCCGAAGAAGCAUUGAAGUCCUGGGCAGAUAACCCGAAAACUGCAACCCAUACGAAGAGUGUUGAGCAGGGCGCGGCUACGUCGGUUUGGGCAGCCACGGCAAAGGCUUUGGAAGGAAAGGGUGGUCUUUACCUUGAAGACGCCCAGAUUUCGAAGCCAGCAAAGCCCACUGAAGAUCUGUUUGAUCCUGGCUAUGCGCCGCAUGCCUAUGAUGAGGAGAAGGAACGGUUGUUAUGGGAGAAGUCUCUAGAGCUGGUAAAGCCUUUCUUGUCUUGA
Molecule: messenger RNA, 996 nt
Organism: Aaosphaeria arxii CBS 175.79
Lineage: Eukaryota; Fungi; Ascomycota; Dothideomycetes; Pleosporales
Product: NAD(P)-binding protein
Exons: 1
Coding region: 1-996 (331 amino acids)
Source: RefSeq, a predicted model, not a curated record